Sporisorium graminicola is the source of this 1578-nucleotide messenger RNA. RefSeq lists its product as uncharacterized. Gene Ontology annotation, molecular function: L-tyrosine transmembrane transporter activity; L-histidine transmembrane transporter activity; L-serine transmembrane transporter activity. The record is from RefSeq and is a predicted model, not a curated record. Gene Ontology annotation, cellular component: fungal-type vacuole membrane. Gene Ontology annotation, biological process: amino acid transmembrane transport. The transcript has a single exon. Bases 1 to 1578 code for a protein of 525 amino acids. NCBI's taxonomy places the organism in Eukaryota, Fungi, Basidiomycota, Ustilaginomycetes, Ustilaginales, Ustilaginaceae.
AUGGUCACCCUCGCUUUCGCACAAGAUGGAGCUCGCCAUCCACCAGCACCUUCUCACCUUCGACAGACCUCUUCGAGUCAUCGACGGAGGAGCGCGCGGAUCGUCUCGACUGCAUCGAUAGCUCGCGAAGGCAAUGCCAGUCUCGUAUCCAGCAUCAGCAACCUUACCAACACCAUUAUCGGCACCGGUAUGCUUGCCACCCCCGGUGCCUUCAAAUAUACAGGCCUGCUGCUCGGCCCCGCUCUCAUCCUCCUUUGUGGCUUCACGGCGGCUCUCGGCCUCUACCUCUUGACUAGAUGUGCGGCCCAAGUUGGUGGCAGAAAGAACAGCUUCUUCACCAUCGCCAGUCAAGCUUUACCUGCAGGCGCAUGGUACUUUGAUCUUGCCAUCGCGCUCAAGUGUUACGGUGUCAGCAUUUCGUACCUCAUCAUCUGCGGCCAGCUCAUGCCCCAGGUUAUCAUCAGCUUCUUCAGGGCGUUUCAUAGAGACAUUCACCAGAUUCCCACUCUCUUCCUCGACAGAAGCUUUUGGAUCUUGGCUCUCAUCAUCCUGCUCAUCCCGCUCUGUUUUCUGAGGCGGCUUGACUCGCUCCGCCACACGUCGUAUCUCAGCUUGCUUGCUGUCUUUUAUCUCGUCAUCAUCGUGCUCCAUUACAGCUUCAGCUCGGAUGCCAAAGCCUCGCUUCCCCCUAAAGGUGACGUCGAGCUCGUCAACGUCUCGUGGCACACGAUCAGCAUCUUUCCUGUCUUUGUUUUUGCUUUCACCUGCGCACAAAACAUGCUGCCCGUCUACAACGAACUCUUUCAAAACCACGAGACUAGAGUCAACACCGCCAUUGCUUCAUCGAUCGGCACCGGUGGCACGGUCUACCUGAUCGUUGGCGUGCUGGGCUACCUCAGUUUCGGCGGCAACGUCGGCGACAACAUCAUCGCCAUGUAUCCCAGCACCAGCUUGUUCGUCUGCUUUGGCAGGGUCAGCAUCAUUAUCUUGACCAUCUUUAGCUAUCCUCUGCAGGUACAUCCGUGCAGGGCUAGUUUCGACAAGGUCUUUUCCAAAGCCAGCAGGAGGCAGCAGAUUCUAGACGACGCUGCUGCAUCAGCCAUCGCCAUUCCGGAAGAAGAAGAAGAGGACGAGAACGGUGAUGCGAUACGGCCAUACCGGGACAUUGAAGAUGACGUCGACGAGGAUGCGCCUCUUGCUCCCAAUCCUACCCACCAUCAAUUGCAGCAAUCCGCCCAGGAGUCGGACGAAGAGAUCCCACUCGGCAAGUGGUGUCUCAUGACAGCCGGUAUCCUCAGCACUACCUUUGUUAUCAGCUUGCUCGUCGACGACCUCUCCAUCAUCCUCGGCUUUGUCGGCUCGGUGGGCAGCACCACCAUCAGCUUCAUCCUUCCCGGCGUCCUCUACGCAUCGCUACAUAAGGAUCAACCGCAAUCGAGGUUGCGCAAAGCCGCGAUCGCACUGGCAGCCUGGGGCAGCGUCGUGCUCGUCGUAGCUCUGUCGGCCAAUAUCCUAAAACUUAUUCAUGCCCAGGUGCCCAACUCGCUCCUCGUCACUAGCAUCACUAGAAAUGUUUAG